UUUUGCAGUAUUUUAAAUAAUUUCUUAUGUAAACACACACAGUCGUAAAGGUGUACACUCAAAUAAAUUUUUGGCGACUCAUACAACAGUCUUCAAAACAUAACCACCAUUUUUUUUACAAAUAAUUUACUCCAACACGUUGCAAUUCAUAAAACAAAUUUAGAAAAAAUAAAAAAAACACAUUUAAAAACCAAGUAAUUAUUGAAUUAAAUUAUUUUUUAUUUUAAACAAUUGAUUCUUAUUUUGUUGAUAAAGAGUACUUGUUGUUGUCAUCAAAAUGCCCAAGAAUAAUGAACUAAAUGGUUCAUUAAAAACAUCACCAGAUAAUGUUAAUAAAAAUCAUUCUUUAUUAGAAAAACGUGAAAUGAUAUUGUCAAUGUCAGAUUCAGUGUCUUCAAAAGACAAUUAUAUUCUAAAUCUCAGUGGAACACAAAGCAAUGAACCAGAAUUUAGAGUAUGUACUGGAAUGUCAGAUUAUUCAUGUGUUGUAUACAAUGUGGGUGAAAAAUUAACAAAAAUUGCAACAUUAACUGAUAAUAAAUCACCAAUUGUUGGCACAAAAUUCAGUACAACAUCAAAAAAUAUUCUUUAUAUUGCAACAAGUACAGGUGGUACAACUGUUUGUGAUUUACGAGCUAAAGGAAAAAUUGUUGGUGAAUUUAAAGAUAAUUCAGCUGAAGGAAAGUUAAAACCUUUGACAAGUUUUGAUAUAAGUAUUGAUGAUAAAUUACUUGCUGCUGGGACAGAACAUAUUGGUGGUGAUGCAUUUAUAUUAUUUUGGGAUGUUAGAUAUAAUAAUUCAAAAACAGCAGAUGUUACAACAAAUUUACUUGGUGGUUAUUGGGAAUCUCAUACUGAUGAUAUAACUAGUCUAUCAUUUCAUCCAGAAAAACAAAAUUGUUUAUUAUCUGGAAGUACUGAUGGUUUAAUAAAUAUGUUUGAUUUAACACAAACAAGUGAAGAAUCUGCAUUAACAAUUUGUCUUAAUACUGAAUCAUCAGUGGAUAAAAUUGGAUGGUUGGAUAACAGUGAUGUAUGGUGUACAACACAUACACAUGAAUUACAAUUAUGGCAUCAUGAAGAUGCAAUACCAUUUGGUAAAUAUGAUCGUGCAGUUGUUGCUAAAAGUUUAAAUAAUGAACAUGUUGAAAAUUGUUAUUUAAUUAACAUGCAUAAUCGUUCUGAUGGAGAACCAUUUUUACUUGCUGGUUCAAGCACUCCAAAAAGUGAGAAUUUAAAUGCACUGGCAGUUGAGUCAGAUGGUUUUAAAGUUUAUUUAGAUUUUACAGAGAAUGAACAACUUGUUCGUGAUAGUUGGUAUCACACUAAGAGUGGAUGUCUAGUAACUGGGGGAGAAAGUAGCUUAUUAAAUAUCUGGAAACCAACAGAAGAAAUUAUCAAUAGAAUGGAAAAAAAAUCAUUAUCAAAAUUGAAUGGAAAAACAAGCAUUCGUGAUAAAGGAAAUCGUGCAAAACCAUAUUAAAAAAAAAAUAAUAAUAAUUACCUCAUGUUUGAUAAAACAAUCAAUUUAAAAAAUAUGAAAAAAAAAAAAUAAUAGUUUUAAUGCACGUUCAUAUAUAUACACAAAAAAAAAAUAUUUUUUACAAUAAAUAUAAACUUGAAAAAAAA
This is a messenger RNA of Aphidius gifuensis, 1629 nucleotides long. RefSeq names its product WD repeat-containing protein 89. The transcript is spliced from 7 exons. Bases 278 to 1483 code for a protein of 401 amino acids. The record is from RefSeq and is a predicted model, not a curated record. Lineage: Eukaryota; Metazoa; Arthropoda; Insecta; Hymenoptera; Braconidae. Gene Ontology annotation, molecular function: protein binding.